Messenger RNA from Eubalaena glacialis (North Atlantic right whale), 3918 nucleotides. It is a transcript of the gene RBM12B, whose product is annotated as RNA binding motif protein 12B. NCBI's taxonomy places the organism in Eukaryota, Metazoa, Chordata, Mammalia, Artiodactyla, Balaenidae. Gene Ontology annotation, cellular component: nucleoplasm; ribonucleoprotein complex. The transcript is spliced from 3 exons. The record is from RefSeq and is a predicted model, not a curated record. Bases 386 to 3370 code for a protein of 994 amino acids. Gene Ontology annotation, biological process: regulation of RNA splicing. Gene Ontology annotation, molecular function: RNA binding.
UCUGCCUGUUUUGGGGAGGCUGCUGCGACGAGGAGUGCACCCCGCCCCGAGCCUUGUGGUUCCGACUCGGCAGCAGCGGUGUGUGUUUAUUGCCAAGAGCGAAGCAGUUACUCCUGGGGCGCCGGGGACUGGGAGGGGUUGGCGGCUGGGACGGAAGCACAGGGAAAGGCGGGGCCGCGCCAGGAACUAGCGUAGCUUCUGUCGUUAGGGCACCCUCUUUCCUUGCUAAAUACCGACUCCCCCGUCCAUGUGGUGGUGUGUGUGCACUUGCCAGUCUGCUUGAGAGUGAAGAUCUCGAAGGAUUGCAUAGUUAAGUUGCUUUUACAGAAUUAACAGGUCUCCAAGAAAUAAAAAAAGGUCAUUAUUGCUGUGGUUUGAGCUCAGCAUGGCUGUAGUCAUCCGUUUACUGGGGCUUCCUUUUAUUGCGGGGCCUGUGGAUAUUCGUCACUUCUUCACGGGAUUGACUAUUCCUGAUGGAGGAGUGCAUAUAAUUGGAGGGGAAGUUGGGGAGGCUUUUAUUAUUUUUGCAACAGAUGAAGAUGCAAGACGUGCCAUAAGUCGUUCAGGAGGGUUUAUCAAGGAUUCAUCUGUAGAGCUUUUUCUUAGUAGUAAGGCAGAAAUGCAGAAGACUAUAGAAAUGAAAAGAACUGAUCGCAUGGGAAGAGAGAGACCAGGAUCUGGGGCACCAGGGGUUGGCAGCUUAUCUAAUUUUGUUGAGGCUAUUAAAGAAGAAGCAAGUAAUUCUGGAUAUGGCUCUCCGAUUAAUCAAGAUGCUGGGUUUCAUACUAAUGGUACAGGACAAGGUGAUUUAAGGCCAAGAAAGACACGGCCAUUGAAGGCAGAGAAUCCUUACUUGUUUCUGCGAGGCUUGCCUUACUUAGUAAACGAAGAUGAUGUACGUGUCUUUUUCUCUGGUUUGUGUGUGGAUGGAGUAAUUUUCUUAAAGCAUCAUGAUGGCCGAAAUAAUGGUGAUGCCAUAGUAAAAUUUGCUUCAUGUAUCGAUGCUUCAGGAGGUCUUAAAUGUCAUAGAAGUUUUAUGGGCUCAAGAUUUAUUGAAGUAAUGCAAGGCUCGGAACAACAGUGGAUUGAGUUUGGAGGUAAUGCAGUUAAGGAGGGUGACAUUUCUAUGAGGACUGAAGAACAUUCUCCACCAAGAGGAAUUAAUGAUAGACAUUUUUGGAAACGAUCUCAUUCAAAAUCUCCCAGAAGAACACGUUCUCGUUCUCCUCUUGGAUUUUAUGUUCACUUAAAAAAUCUGUCCCUAAGUAUUAACAAAAGAGAUUUAAGAAAUUUCUUUAGAGAUACUGAUCUGACUAAUGAACAGAUUAGGUUUUUAUAUAAGGAUGAAAGAAGAACAAGAUAUGCCUUUGUGAUGUUCAAGACUCUGAAAGACUAUAACACUGCUCUGGGUUUACAUAAGACUGUUUUACAGUAUCGUCCAGUUCAUAUUGAUCCAGUUUCUAGAAAACAGAUGCUGAAGUUCAUUGAAUGUUAUGAAAAGAAAAGACCAGCGUCAACAGAGAAAGAGAGGCUUGGACACGUUUCACAAAAAUACUCUCAAGAAGGCUAUUCUGGCCAGAAACUGUGCAUAUAUAUAAGAAAUUUUCCAUUUGAUGUUACAAAAGUUGAAGUGCAGAAGUUCUUUGCAGACUUUUCUCUUGCUGAGGAUGACAUUUACUUGCUUUAUGAUGACAAAGGAGUUGGUCUAGGAGAAGCAUUGGUGAAAUUCAGAUCAGAAGAACAGGCCGUGAAAGCUGAACGUUUAAACCGACGAAGAUUCUUGGGGACAGAGGUAUUGUUAAGGCUCAUAUCUGAGGUACAAAUGCGGGAGUUUGGUGUAAAUUUUUCUUCAAUGUCCAGUGAGAGGAUGCAUGACCAUUCACAGUCAUGUGAUAGAGAUGAUCAUUCCCAUUCAUUUGACUCAAAUGAUCUACCAUUAUACUCGGUUGGCCCUUCUGAAAACUUUAGGCAUCAGCAAGAGGACUUGAGGCAACUGGACAAUUUCAAGCAUCCCCAGGGGGAUUUCCGACCUCCUGAAAGGCGCCCUCCAGAAGACUUUAGGCAUUCCCCAGAGGAUUUCAGGCACUCCCCUGAAGACUUCAGGCGCCUUCGGGAGGAACACUUCAGGCGGCCUCCUGAGGAGGACUUCAGGCGCCCUUGGGAAGAGGACUUCAGACACUCUCCGGAGGAGGAUUUCAGGCGCUCUCGGGAGGAGGACUGGAGGCGGCCACCGGAGGAGGAUUUCAGGCGGCCUCCCAAGGAAGACUUCAGGAGACCCCCUGAGGAGGACUGGAGGCGGCCCCCCCAGGGAGACUUCAGGAGGCCACCUGAGGAGGAUUGGAGACGGCCUCCUGAGGAGGACUUCAGACGGCUUCCCCCGGGGGAAUGGAGGCGACCACCUGAGGAAGACUUCCGGCGGCCCCCUGAGGAGGAUUUCAGGCGACUUCCAGAGGAAGACUUCCGGCGACCUCCUGAGGAGGACUUCAGGCGGCCCCACGAGGAGGACUUCAGGCGGUCUCCUGAGGAGGAUUUCCGGCGUUCUCCUGAGAAGGACUUCCGGCGGCCACCCGCGGAACACUUCCGGCGGCCGCCCCCAGAGCACUUCCGGCGGCCGCCCCCGGAGCACUUCCGGCGGCCGCCUCAGGAGCAUUUCCGGCGGCCGCCCCAGGAGCAUUUCCGACGGCCGCCCCAGGAGCAUUUCAGACGGCCGCCUCAGGAACAUUUCAGGCGGCCAUCCCAGGAGCAUUUUAGGCGCCCCCGAGAGGAAGAUUUUAGGCACCCACUGGAUGAAGAUUUCAGGGGCCCUCCAGAUGAAGAUUUUAGGCACCCUCCUGAUGAGGACUUCAGGAGUCCCCAGGAGGAAGAUUUUAGAAGCCCUUCUGAUGAGGACUUCAGGCGGCUCCCGGAGGAAGACCUCAGGGAAGCUCCGGAGGAGGACCCUAGACUUACUGACAGUUUUAGACUUCCUGGUGAGGAGUUUAGGAGCCCCCCUGAUGAUUUUAGAAGUCAUCGCCCUUUUGUGAAUUUUGGUCGCCCAGAAGGUGGCAAGUUUGAUUUUGGAAAGCGUAAUAUGGGAAGUUUUCCUGAGGGGAGAUUUAUGCCUGAUCCAAAAUUAAAUUGUAAUUCAGGUAGAGUAACACCCAUUAAGAUAAUGAAUCUUCCAUUUAAAGCUAAUGUUAAUGAAAUUCUAGACUUUUUCCAUGGUUACAGAAUCAUACCUGAUUCAGUUUCAAUACAGUAUAACGAGCAAGGAUUACCUACAGGGGAAGCCAUUGUUGCCAUGAUAAACUACAAUGAAGCUAUGGCUGCUAUUAAAGAUCUGAAUGAUAGGCCAGUUGGCCCCCGCAAAGUUAAGUUAAUUUUGCUCUAGAGAGCAUUUCUAAAUUCAGAAUUACCUCCCCACAGUGUUGAUGCAGUAAAAUGCAUUUUUUUAAGUGUUUAUUUUUAACUAAUGAAACAUUUUAAUUUUGACCUGUGAAUAGAACAAAUGUAAAUAGUAGAAUGUGAAUCUGGUUUUCUUUUGCUUGCAAAUUGUCGUUCACUUUUUCUAACUUAAAAAUAUAUAUGCCUUUUUUUUUGACCAGUGGGGGAGAAAACUAAUUCCCUGAGUGCAUUAAUUUUUGUUGAUGUCAUGGGUAAACGACAAGACUUGUAUAGUAGAACUGUAUUUGGGGAAGAUAAGUUUUAUAUUCACUUUUGUUUCCAUUCUGUAGUCUACAUCUUUUUACUCAAACUGUAUAAGGAAAUGGUCAGUGACUGAUUGUUCAGGGUUAGCAUUUUCAUUGCUAACUGCCUGCAGAAUUAAUGCCCUCUUCCUCGUCUGAGAUAUUACUGUGUUAAGCCUCCCCUUAAUCAUAAAUAGUUCAAAAUUGACAGACUGUGAACUUGAAGUUUACUUAUGUAAAAAGCUUAGGAAAU